AUGGCUGAUGCGUUCGCCGGAGCUAAAAUUUCAGGCACGCUUCCAUCAUCAUAUAUGAGACUGUUUUCUCCACUCAGUUGGCCAUGCACAUAUCAACCAAUUUCCCUUUCAUUCCCCAGCAACAAGCGUCCAAUCUUACGUCACCCAUCCAUCACUAAGUCCGUCGCAUUUUAUGACAAGUUUGUAGCUGUGGAAACUGAUGAGUGCAGUCAAAGCUCGGGAGAAUUGGUGAGAAGAAUCCAAGAGACACUGAGAAACACGACAGAUCCAACGCAAGCCUUGAAGAUGAUAGACACAAUCCAACAUUUAGGAAUUUCGCACCAUUUCGAAGAAGACAUCGACGCAAUACUGAGAGGUUUGUGUGGUUGGGACGCUGGUGACAAUCUCUUUGCCACUGCUCUUCACUUCCGCCUUCUCAGACACCAUGCCUCCGUACCUUGUUCAUCAGAUGUUUUUAAGAAAUUUACAGAUGCGAGGGGGAGAUUCAAAGAAUCAAUUGGCAGGGAGACGUGGGAUUUGUUAAGCUUGUACGAGGCUUCAUACUUAGGAGCAGAGGGUGAGGAUAUAUUAACGGAAGCCAUGGACUUUACAAAGCUCCAUCUUGGCCGAUCCUUACCACACCUAAGCCCUGAAGAAGGACGCCACGUUGAGAGAGCCUUGAGGCAUCCGAGGCACCUCAGAAUGGCCAGGCUGGAAGCCAGAGACUACAUCCAUGAAUACGAACAAUGUAGCGACCACACGCCAGCUCUGUUGACAUUGGCCAAGUUAGACUUCGACAUGGUUCAAUCGCUGCACCAAAAAGAGUUAACAGAGAUAUGCAGGUGGUGGAAAGAACUGGGGCUUGCUGAUAAACUUGGUUUUGCGAGAGACAGACCCUCAGAGUGCUUCCUGUGGACAGUGGGGACAUUUCCAGAGCCAUGCUAUUCUAAAUGCCGAAUUCAACUCAGCAAAACCAUCUGCAUAUUACUGGUUAUGGAUGAUAUCUUUGACUCUUAUGGCUCCUUGGAUGAACUUGUUCUUUUCACUGAAGCCAUCAGAAGGUGGGAUCUGGACGCGAUGGAAGGGCUGCCCGAGUAUAUGAAGAUAUGCUAUAUGGCAUUGUACAACACAACCAACGAAAUGGCCUACAGAGUUCAGAGAGACCAUGGCCUGACCGUCGUUGCACACCUGAAAAGAACUUGGAUAGACAUAAUUGAAGCAUUCUUAGAGGAAGCCAAGUGGUUCAGCAGGGGACACAUACCAAGUUUUGAAGAAUAUUUGGAGAAUGGUGUCACUUCUGCAGGAUCAUACAUGGCAAUGGUUCACGCAUUCUUCCUAAUAGGAGAUGAUCUCUCAAAGCAAAACAUUUCCACGAUGAUGAACCCGUAUCCAAGGCUCUUCACUGUGUCUGGCCAGAUUCUUCGCCUUUGGGAUGACUUGGGAACUUCAACGGAGGAACAAGAAAGAGGAGACAAUGCAUGCAGUAUCCAAUGCUACAUGAGAGAUAAUCCUCACUUAGAGGAAGACAAAGCGAGAAAAUACGUAAGAGAGCGAAUAGGGAAGCUGUGGUGGGAACUAAACAGCAUAGCUAUGGCAUCAAAGUCGCUGCCAUGGUCAACUGUGAAGGCUUCGCUUAACGUAGCAAGAUCUGCGCAGGUCAUUUAUGAGCAUGGAGACGACAGAAACGCGUAUAGCGUAGAUGAUUAUGUACAAGCAUUACUCUUCCGAUCUUUUUCAAACCACUAAU
Neltuma alba is the source of this 1726-nucleotide messenger RNA. RefSeq names its product probable terpene synthase 11. The record is from RefSeq and is a predicted model, not a curated record. Bases 1 to 1725 code for a protein of 574 amino acids. Gene Ontology annotation, biological process: diterpenoid biosynthetic process. The transcript is spliced from 7 exons. Lineage: Eukaryota; Viridiplantae; Streptophyta; Magnoliopsida; Fabales; Fabaceae. Gene Ontology annotation, molecular function: magnesium ion binding; terpene synthase activity.